CCGUUCUAGGGCAUCAUGUCCGGUGUGGGCUACCAGCGAGUGAAAUUGCUGAGAGGUUUGGAGUUUCGAAGAGGACAAUCAGAAGGCACAUGAAACAUAGUGGCCUAAGGUAUUCACAGUUAAAUUCACGGAUUUUAUUAAGAUUAUUAGUAGUGUACUGGCGAUGUCAUUCAUUUUAAAAGGUGUUAAGUGAAAUGUAACAUUUUGUUUUUUGGUCUGCGCAGAAAGACAGAUCUCUACACACCUGUUGAUGAUGAUGCUGAUGAGGAGUUGGACCGUAUUGUAAGCGAAGUCCACAGAAGCCAUCCAAACACCGGCUACAAGCUAAUGCGUGGACAUUUGAAUGCUAGAGGUGUGCGUGUUCCAAUCUCAAGACUGCGAGAGUCUUUGCACAGAGUGGAUGCUGAGGGAGUGUACAUGAGACCUCUACGGCUGCAUGUAAUAAGACGACGGCAGUAUUCUGUUCCUGGCCCAAACUCUUUAUGGCACAUAGAUGGUCACCACAAGCUCAUAAGGUGGAGAUUUGUUGUCCAUGGUGGGGUGGACGGAUUCAGUCGACUGGUGGUCUACCUGAAUGUGGCUGGCAAUAAUAGGGUUAGCACUGUCCUACAGAGCUUUAUCAAUGCCGUUCAGCAGUACGGGCUGCCGUCAAGAGUACGGUCUGAUAAAGGAAGAGAGAAUUCAGACGUAGCAGAAUUCAUGAUCAGGAGCAGAGGUACCAACAGGAACUCUCACAUCACAGGCAGAAGUGUACACAAUCAGCGAAUAGAGAGGAUGUGGAGAGAUGUUUAUGAGCAUGCCCUAGAUGCAUGCACUGAUCUCUUCUAUCAGAUCUUCACUUCAUUGGAAGAUCAGGGAACACUCAAUCCAGACAACGAAGUCCAUCUUUAUGCCCUGCACCGGAUCUUCCUUCCCCAAAUUCAGAGAACCCUCAGCUCCUUCAGAGAUGCUUGGAACUUUCAUGGACUUAGAACUGAAAGGAAUCAAUCACCUAAUGAACUCUGGAGAAGAUACAGAGAGCAAGGCCCCAUGGAGGAUCCUGCAGAGGUUUAUGAAGACUAUGGGAUCGACUGGAAUGGGCCUCACAAUCAGCAUGGAGACACUGUCAGUUCCUGAGAUUCAGAUGGCCCGUGAGCUCUCAGAUGAAGAGGUUGCCAUUUUGCCAGUUUCAGGAGUUUCUUUAAAUGAUGCAAUUGGAUCAUAUUUGGAGACAGUGCAAGUUUUGUCAAGAAUCAUUGGAGACUGAUAUCUUAACCAGGCCUUUUAUUUUAUUUAGCAUGUGCAAAUGUCACUCAUGAAUUAGUUAACUUGAUUUGUCAAUAAAAAUCUGAAAUAAUA
Messenger RNA from Labrus mixtus (cuckoo wrasse), 1338 nucleotides. RefSeq lists its product as uncharacterized. Gene Ontology annotation, molecular function: nucleic acid binding. Lineage: Eukaryota; Metazoa; Chordata; Actinopteri; Labriformes; Labridae. Gene Ontology annotation, biological process: DNA integration. The coding region runs from base 328 to 1116 and encodes 262 amino acids. The record is from RefSeq and is a predicted model, not a curated record. The transcript has 5 exons.